Messenger RNA from Ectocarpus sp. CCAP 1310/34, 1615 nucleotides. Lineage: Eukaryota; Phaeophyceae; Ectocarpales; Ectocarpaceae. The record is from the annotation of a GenBank genome assembly.
AUGCACCUUACCAUGGUCCGACGUAUCUCAGGCGCUCGUGCCUUGGUAGGUUUUUUAGUGCUCUUAUCGUUGGUGCAGCUUUCUCGAGCCUUUGGAGGAAUCUCGGGCAGAACGACGGCAACGUCAACAGCAAGAACGAACGGUUGGAGGCAUCAUUAUGCACGCGGCGGUGGCGUUCGCCAUAGAUCACUUUCGCCUUUAGUUGGAAUGCCGCCGCGGGUACCACAUGGUCUUCGAUCGGAAGCUGGAGACGGUGGGCAGGGAGGAGGCGGUGACGGUGGUAUUUUUGGAGGGAUCCAAGAGUGGUGGGAACGAGACGGCAAGUCCGACCUCAAGAUCUACGGCACUUCGCUGGCGCUGGCGCUGGUGGUGAGAUCGGUGGCCCUGGAGCCGCGCUUCAUCCCGUCCCUGUCCAUGUUCCCGACCUUCGAGAUCGGCGACCAGCUGGCGGUGGACAAGCUGUCGAGCAAGCUGUCUCGCCCUUACCAGAGGAAGGACGUGGUGGUGUUUUACCCACCUCCCAAAUUCAGGGAGUUUUCCGACAGGGGGAAGAAAGACGCGCUCAUCAAGCGCGUCAUCGCCGUGGGCGGCGACGUGGUGCAGAUCAAGGAUGGGUCGCUGUUCGUUAACGGGCAGGAGCAGUUUGAGGACUACACUUUCGAGGAGCCAGAGUACUCGUGGGGUCCGCAGACGGUCCCGGAGGGUAUGGUGAUGGUCCUCGGAGACAACCGGAACCACAGCCUGGACUCGCACAUCUGGGGGUUCCUGCCUACGGAGAACGUGAUCGGGAGGGCCAUCUUCAAGUACUGGCCGCCGUGGAGAGCGGGGACGAUCGAGACGUAGUUAUUGUAUUGUACUAAAUAGAGCCGCCUUGAGUUGAGACAAAGGCCCUCGACCUCUUGUAUCGGAGCCUGUUGUGAGGUAAUAACUUAUGUUGGAGCCACGAAUGCUGUAGUAGGUCAGGUGUUGAUUCGGAACCGCCAAGACUUCUUUGUUUUGCCCCUGGGAAAUCGUGGCAGAACCUGCGUGCGUGGUGAGAAUAUGCAUUUUAUUCGUGUCGGAGGAUAAGUCUAGACUCGCGUCCACCACGGCUGCUCGAAUGCGAGCGAGGGAAAGGAUGGGUGCAUCUCGAGAAGAAGCAGCGUCCUAUCUAGCCUAGGUAGAUAGUUUAGAGUGAGUUUUUGAGGCUUUUGAUGUUGCCCCAGAGGGUGAACUAGCCUAUGUAUUCACAGCUGUGGCUUUCUUCAAGUUUGUGAAAUUUAGAGGCCACCGAUCUCAAAAGCACGAACUAAGGCCCAAACACAAGUGUCGGUUCGUGGGGGCUCUUGAGACCGGAAUAGGAGCUACCGGGGGGGGGGUUGUCGAUACCCACGAGCCCCCAGCGAGGAACGAUGAGGAGCUGUUUUCGCUGGACACUUCAACUUGUGACCGGGGAAUCAGGGAUCGACUUGUGUGAAAAGAGGGAAUCGUCCGCGGCAGGCGUUGGGAGAAAAAAUGUAGCCUUUUGACGGUGAUCACCACAGCAGUUGCUUGGAGCGCAUGAUUUCCUUGAGGGAAGAACACGGGCCGAAGUCCACACUUCCUAACUCCGAGCCGAGUAUAUGCUCCGCUACGC